AUGACUGUGGGUCGUCUGAACCAAACUCUGGUCACAGAGUUCAUUCUCAUGGCUUUUCCAGUCUCUCAGCAGAUGCAGAUCUUCCUCUUUCUGGUCCUGCUUUCAAUUUACCUGCUUACCCUUGCAGGUAACACAGUCAUCAUCUCAAUCAUAUGGCUCGAUCAUCGCCUCCAAACUCCUAUGUACUUCUUCCUUAGCAACCUGUCCUUCUUGGAUAUCCUCUUCACCUCUGUCAUUUCUCCUAAAAUGCUAGUCAGCCUCCUAUUGGAGAGGAAGACAGUGUCAGUCACUGCAUGCCUAUCCCAGACGUUCUUCUCCAUCUUCUUGGGCACCACUGAGUUCAUCCUGUUGGCUGUCAUGUCAUUCGAUCGCUAUGUGGCCAUUUGCAAUCCGCUACGCUACACAGUCAUAAUGAAUGGCAGGGUGUGCUUCUUGCUUGUCCUAAGCUGUUGGUUGGCAGCAUCUAUUUCUAUGCUUGGUCCCACCAUUGUGUACACCAGGCUACCUUUCUGUGGCCAAGAACUGGACCAUUUCUUCUGUGACAUCACCCCUCUCCUAAAAGCUGCCUGUGUGGACACAAGCUACCUGGAAAUGCUCGACUUUGUUCUCUCCUCCCUCGUCUUGCUGAGUUCCUUGACAUUUACUAUUGUGUCUUACACUUACAUCAUAGCUACCAUCCUGAGGAUACCCUCUGUCCAAAGGCGUCAAAAGGCCUUUUCCACCUGCGCCUCUCACAUCACUGUGGUUACUAUUGCCUAUGGGAGCUCCAUCUUCGUGUACGUCAGGCCGAAACACAGCAAUGCCUUAGCAUAUGACAAGGCAGCUUCUUUGCUUACAACUGUGGUGACUCCCCUUUUGAAUCCCUUCAUCUACAGCCUCAGGAAUGACAAAGUGAAGGAGGUCUUGACUGAUGUGGGAGCAAAGUUAAUGGGUUCUUCCAAGAAGGUCCAUUCUGAAAAGAACUGA
This is a messenger RNA of Alligator mississippiensis (American alligator), 966 nucleotides long. RefSeq names its product olfactory receptor 6M1. The transcript has a single exon. NCBI's taxonomy places the organism in Eukaryota, Metazoa, Chordata, Crocodylia, Alligatoridae. The record is from RefSeq and is a predicted model, not a curated record. Gene Ontology annotation, molecular function: G protein-coupled receptor activity; olfactory receptor activity. Gene Ontology annotation, cellular component: membrane. Bases 1 to 966 code for a protein of 321 amino acids. Gene Ontology annotation, biological process: G protein-coupled receptor signaling pathway.